AUGCCGUCGAGCGCAGGCUACAGCUUCAGCGGCAGUGGCAGCGGCGGCGGCGGCAGCGCGCCCCUCUCGCCCCCCCUGGGCAGCGCCGCCGCUCGAUUUCAGUCCCUCUCGUCGUCGUCGUCGUCGCAGCAGCAGGACACCGAAGUCGCCUUUGCAGAGCUGCAGCUCCUCUCGCAGAACCAGCGCAAGCUCGCCUCCCUCACAACCCGCAUGACGACCAUCCUCACCGGCUUCGACAAGCGCCUCAUCCGCCUCGAGGGCAGCAUCCUCCCCAUCCACAAGAGCACACAGAAGCUGGCUCGCAUGUCCGACAACAUCGACCUCACACUCGCAGCCCUCAACAAGACACUCGGCCACUACGACGUCCUCAUCGACGAGCAGCCCAUCAUCAAGGCCGGCCCAGACGUCCGCGACACCACCCCCUACAUGGAGACCAUCGACCGCGUCCUAAAGGGCCUCGACUACCUCCGCCGCUCCGACCUAAAGAGCCAGGAGGGCGUCAUGAAGCGCAUGAACGACCUCGUAGAGACGGGCGCCCGCAACCUCGUAGAUGUCGUACGCGACUGGGUCAACGCCGACUCGGAACCCAUCGACCUCUCCGAAUACAGCCCGCGCAACGCCAGCUACCCCGUCCUCUCGGGCCCCACCCAGGAGGCCAUCGUCCCCAUCUUCCACUACCUCGCCACCCUCCACGACCACCCGAGGACCGGAUACUCGCCUCUCCCCGCUUCUCUCUCGACCUACGCCAACGUCCGCUCCGCCUACCUCGACCGCUGCCUCUCGCCCAUGGCGCAGCGCAUCUACACGUACGCCGUCGAAAAGAUCGGCACCACCGCCUCGAGCGCCGGCAUGGUCAUGGUCAACCACGACGACGACGACGACGCCGCCGGCACCUACCGCAGGGGCGACGCCGACCCCGCUGGCACCGUCAGCGCCUACUGCGGCAUGCUCGAAAACGACUACCGCAUCCUCCAGAGCCUCCUCUCCGACGCCGGCCUGCAGAAAGAGGCGCUCCUCUCGAUUGCCACCUUUUCCCACCUCGCAUCGGCGCCGCUGCGCACGCUCGUCGAGAACCUCGGCUCGGUCCACUCGCACGUCCGCCGUCACCUCUCGACCCACACCUUCUUCCUCUUUGACCUCAUCGGCGGCCUCUCGACGGCCAUCCUCUCGGGCCGCUGGGACGCCCUGGUGCGCCAGAUGGACGACCCCUCGGGCGGCAUGCUGCGCUCCGCCUACACCAUCAACAAGUCCGACCUCGACGUGGGCGCCGGCGUCGCUGCCGCCAACGAGGUCCUCGACCUGUACAACAAGUUCAAAAACAUGGCCAUGGGCGUCUUUCCGCGCUUCGUCGAGGACAUCAAGGCCAUCCCGCAGAGGAGGGCUGCAGAGGUGCCCAGCACCUCGGUCAACGAGAUCACGUACAUGGCCCUCCAAUUUGUCCGCCAGAUUGUCGAGUACAGCGACGUGGUCGGUCCGCUGCUGCAGACGCUCGGUCCGGGGUCCUGGAUGAUGUCGAGCAGCGCCGCACCCGUCCUCUCGCUCGGCCUCGACGACGACCCGUCGAAGCGCACCAUCGUGGGCGAGUACCUCAACGACGUGCUGGCCGUGACGCUAGGCGCCCUCGAGACGCGGUCCAAGGCGAUCCGGCAGCCGUCGACGGCGUCCAUCUUCCUGCUCAACAACAUCGGCCACCUGUCGCGGUCGAUGCGCGCGCCGCUGCCGUCGCACUUUGGCGGCGACGACGACGGCGGGCGCGGACCCUCGAUCCUCUCGCUGCACCUGGGCCAGAUGGGCGAGGACCUGCUGCUGAGCGCGACGCGGCAGGCCAACACGGCGUACCUGGACGCUUGGUCUCCGGUCGUGUCGACGCUGAUGGAGGACCAGCCGCUGGCGGGCGCCCAGUCGCAGUACCACCGCCACGCCACGACCAAGCUCAUGGGCGUCGGCGGCGCCUCGGAAAAGAACCAGGUCAAGGACCGCUUCGCCAAGUUCUACGAGGGGCUCGACGACCUCGAGCGCCUCCACCGCGCAUACCCCUUCAGCCGCGAGGACCAGGAGCUCAAGGAGCGGCUGCGCAGGGACGUCGAGCGCAUGGUGUGCCCCAUGUACGCCAAGUUUAUGGCCAAGCACCGCGCCGGCGACUUUACAAAGAACCCCAGCAAGCACAUCCGCAUGAGCGAGGCCGAGGUCGAGGACAAGGUCCGCAGGAUGUUCGAGUGA
Molecule: messenger RNA, 2220 nt
Organism: Pseudozyma flocculosa PF-1
Lineage: Eukaryota; Fungi; Basidiomycota; Ustilaginomycetes; Ustilaginales; Ustilaginaceae
Exons: 2
Coding region: 1-2220 (739 amino acids)
Biological process (GO): exocytosis
Cellular component (GO): exocyst
Molecular function (GO): phosphatidylinositol-4,5-bisphosphate binding
Source: RefSeq, a predicted model, not a curated record